Molecule: messenger RNA, 2498 nt
Organism: Toxorhynchites rutilus septentrionalis
Lineage: Eukaryota; Metazoa; Arthropoda; Insecta; Diptera; Culicidae
Gene: Tace
Product: ADAM 17-like protease
Exons: 7
Coding region: 147-2414 (755 amino acids)
Biological process (GO): membrane protein ectodomain proteolysis; Notch signaling pathway
Cellular component (GO): plasma membrane
Molecular function (GO): metalloendopeptidase activity
Source: RefSeq, a predicted model, not a curated record
UCGUAUGAAAAACAGGAAAUCCCAAAACAAAGAUGGCGGCUCAGUGAAAAUGGUGAAAAGUGUUUCAUUGAUGUAUGAAAACUCGCAGAUUUUUGCUGUAAACUGUAUCAAAACAAAAGUUUUAUAAUCGUAUCUACCUACUCGCCAUGUACUUCAUCACGAUAAGUAUCAUUCUGACGGUUUUUCUCAUUUCGCACGCGACAAACGCACAACUCGAAAAGAACCUAAAGCACUAUGAAACGCUGCACGUGAACGAUCUUACGCAUCGGAUCACCAAGCGUGGAGCGAAGCACAGCAACCAUCCGUUCAACACCAUCAAAGAGGUGGAGUUCAGCAUUUUGGGGCGUAACUUCCGCUUGAUACUGCACCCGCACAAAGAUGUCCUGCACAGCAACUUCCGGGCGUACUCUGUGGACGGAAGCGGAGCGGAAUCGGUGGUCCACCUGGAUCACGAUAGUUUCUUCAAGGGGCGGGUUUUCGGAGAAAUGAACUCGCUGGUGAAUGCCCACCUGGAGGAUGGAAUCCUGACCGCAUCGGUGGUACUGCCGGAUGAGACCUACCAUAUCGAACCAAGCUGGAGACAUUUGGGGCACCGGAGCGAUAGGCACAUGAUAGCGUACAGGGCUUCGGAUAUUAAGUUCAGCUGGGAUAACGUCGAGGCCGUUGGUGGGGAAAUGGGUGGGGUGCCGAAAACUUGCGGAUAUGUGAAGGAGGGGCUGGAGCUGGAAGGAGACGAUGGCGAUGAUAAUGAGGAUGACCGGAAAGAGGAGCAAAAAAUGGGGUUUGAUGAAAUGCUAUCGGUUUGGACCGAGGCUACAGAGAGCGAAAGCCAAAGUAAAACCAAGAGACGAAGGCGUCAAGCAGAUCAGUAUGAGUAUACACCGACAAAGACCAGAUGCCCGCUGCUUCUAGUAGCGGACUACAGGUUCUUUCAAGAGAUGGGAGGAAGUAAUACUAAAACCACUAUCAAUUAUUUGAUAAGCUUAAUCGAUCGUGUUCAUAAAAUAUAUAACGAUACCAUUUGGCAGGAUCGCUCGGAUCAGGAGGGUUUCAAGGGGAUGGGCUUCGUUAUCAAGAAGAUUGUUGUUCAUUCGGAACCGACUCGCGUUCGUGGAGGAGAAGCGCACUACAACAUGGUCCGUGAGAAGUGGGAUGUUCGGAAUUUGCUCGAGGUAUUUUCCCGAGAAUACAGUCACAAAGAUUUUUGUCUCGCACACUUGUUCACAGACCUCAAGUUCGAGGGUGGCAUUCUCGGACUAGCGUAUGUCGGGUCGCCCCGACGGAAUUCCGUCGGUGGCAUCUGUACGCCAGAGUAUUUUAAAAACGGUUACACGCUUUACCUCAAUUCGGGGCUGAGCAGCUCGCGCAAUCACUACGGUCAGCGGGUGAUUACCCGGGAGGCGGAUCUGGUGACGGCUCACGAGUUCGGGCACAACUGGGGCUCCGAGCAUGAUCCGGACAUUCCGGAAUGUUCACCCAGUGCCUCCCAAGGGGGCAGCUUUCUGAUGUACACGUACUCGGUUAGUGGCUACGAUGUGAACAACAAAAAGUUUUCGCCCUGUUCGCUGCGCUCGAUUCGCAAGGUUCUGCAGGCCAAAUCGGGUAGGUGUUUCUCGGAGCCGGAGGAGUCCUUCUGUGGGAAUCUGCGGGUGGAAGGCGAUGAACAGUGUGACGCCGGGCUGCUCGGAACGGAGGACAACGACGCAUGCUGCGAUAAGAACUGUAAGUUGCGGAGGAAUCAGGGAGCGGUAUGUAGCGAUAAGAAUUCACCCUGUUGCCAGAAUUGUCAGUACAUGAUGGCAGGGGUGAAAUGUCGGGAAGCGCAGUACGCGACCUGUGAGCAGGAAGCGCGAUGCACCGGCAAUCAUGCCGACUGUCCGAAAAGUCCACCGAUGGGAGAUGGCACGAUGUGUCAGGAAAGGGGCCAGUGUCGGAACGGGAAGUGUAUUCCGUACUGCGAGACACAGGGUCUGCAGAGCUGUAUGUGUGACACAAUGACGGAUGCGUGCAAAAGAUGCUGCCGGCAGAGUAUCAAUGAGACGUGUUUCCCUGUGGAGCCCCCGGACGUCCUGCCGGAUGGAACACCGUGCAUUCAGGGGUUCUGCAAUAAGGGAAUGUGUGAAAAAACGAUUCAGGAUGUGGUCGAACGGUUUUGGGAUAUAAUCGAGGAGAUUAAUAUCAACAAGGUGCUGCGCUUCCUGCGGGACAAUAUUGUCAUGGCAGUGGUGAUGUUGACCGCCCUGUUUUGGAUCCCCGUCAGUUGCAUCAUUUCAUAUUUCGACCGGAAAAAGCGGAAAGAGGACUGGAAGGAGUAUGAGUGGAGCCAGAAGCUGGAUUUGAUUCACCCAAGCGAUCGCCGCAGGGUGAUUCACAUUAGGGUUCCGCGCCAGAAAAUCACCGUCGCUCGUAUGUGAAUCGGAUCAAAACUGUAGAAACACAAAGGAUAAACCACAUCAACGCGAGAAUUUGAAAUAAAUACGAUUAAAGUUUUCUUGGAA